Messenger RNA from Cryptococcus amylolentus CBS 6039, 5170 nucleotides. Its product is annotated as glycogen debranching enzyme, variant. The transcript is spliced from 12 exons. The record is from RefSeq and is a predicted model, not a curated record. Gene Ontology annotation, biological process: glycogen catabolic process. Bases 79 to 4575 code for a protein of 1498 amino acids. Gene Ontology annotation, molecular function: amylo-alpha-1,6-glucosidase activity; 4-alpha-glucanotransferase activity. Lineage: Eukaryota; Fungi; Basidiomycota; Tremellomycetes; Tremellales; Cryptococcaceae.
CAGCGAAUACCAGUCCAGUCAUCCACAAAGGACACGAGAAAGCCAUCUCCUUUCUCAUCCGCAUCUCUUUUUCCUACCAUGCCCCUCAACAUCCACCUCCCCAAGGUGGACCCCACCGCCACCGGCAAACGCACCCCCAAGACGCCCCAGGACGAGGCCAUCGCCUUCUUCUCUGGCGAGCACGACGGCGAGCCUGUCCAGGUCUGGCAGCUCGCUCUGGAGGACGACGGAGGGCCCGGCCCAGGGAAGGAUUACAUCCGUCUUCCCCCGCCCACGCGGCCAUACAUCCUGCGCUUCUCGCUUGAGCCUGGGACCGACGUGACCAGGAAUGGUGUGCUGAGGACUGAUUUCCCGAUCGAUGGAGGUGCUUUCAAGCGUGACGACUUCAAGGAACGCGAGUUGCCUUCGGAUCUGAGCAAGCCUAUCGAGAUUGACCUCCCCAUCGCUGCCCCUGGUGCUUUCUGCUACUUUAUCGAGUACGACUCUCCUUCCGGUAAAGGACGCAUCCAAGGCCGUCGAGGGUACUUUAACGUCGACCCCAUCAUCAACCUCCCCGCCCGCACGCCCUUCUUCCCCGACGACUCUGUCACUACCAUAAACCCCCUCAAGGAUGAAUCCUCCGGGGCGAUCCUCCCGAAGAAUGCCACGCUCAAACUCGACAGCUUGAUCAUUAUCUCUGUGCUUGCCAAGUGGAUGGGCAAGACGGACGAGUGGGAACCGUUCUUUGCCGAGGCGAGUCGACGAGGGUACAAUAUGCUUCACUGGGCGCCUCUCCAGCAGCGAGGUAUCUCUGGAAGUCCAUACUCUAUCAAAGACCAGUUGACAUUCGACCCCGAAAUCUUGAAGAACCCGGAAGCCAAAGACGGAGGAUUGGAAGAGAUUGAAAAGGUUCUGGCGUUUGCGAAAGAGCAGUAUGGGCUGGGAGGUGUUACGGAUGUGGUGCUGAACCACAUGGCGUACGACUCGCCUUGGCUUGAGCAGCAUCCCGAGGCUGCCUACUCUCCUUACAAUACUCCCCAUCUCGCCCCCGCCGUCGAGCUCGAAAACGCCCUCCUCGACCUCUCCGCCCGCCUCCCCUCCCUCUCGGCCCCAUCUACCAUCAACUCUGAAUCCGACCUCCAAGCGCUCAUCCCCCAUAUCAAAGCUGCUAUCGACAGCGCCAAGAUCUGGGAAUUCUACGUUUUUGACGUGCAGGCGGAAGUGCGGGCUGUAGCAGAGGCGCUCUUGAACGACAAGAGUGACAAGUGGGACGGUGCAGAGGUGCAAGGCAAGGGAUAUGAAGAGCUUGCCGAGGUCGUCAAGUCUUCCAACAUCAUCGACAACUACCGUGCUUACUCGGGCCGGUUCAUCACCUCUGUCAAGCCUGCUACCGCUGCUGGCUUUAUCCAAGCUGCCUACCCCGAGGCUUCUCCAGAGAACCAAGCGAGCAAGUGGGGAAAAGUGUUGGAUGUGUUGAAUGUGGACUUGUACAAUGAGAGCAAUGAAGAUGUUGAGGCUGCUAUUGAGGGUGUUGUGGGUCGCUUGAGGUUUACGAGGUUGGAAGAGGGUGGUCCCAAGCUUGGCGAGAUUACUCGAGACAAACCCCUCCUUGAGCGCUACUUUACCCACCUCCCCGACAACAAGACCACCUCCAAACACCCCGAAUCCGCGCGCUACAUUGCCAACAACGGCUGGAUGUGGGCCGCCGACCCGCUCAAAAACUUUGCAGAGUACCCCUCCAAAGCCUACCUCCGCCGCCAAGUCAUCGUCUGGGACGACUGUGUCAAACUGCGAUACGGCACCCAGCCUUCCGAUAACCCCUGGCUUUGGGAACACAUGAUCAAGUAUGCAGAGUUGUUGGCGGGCAUCUUUGAUGGGUUUAGGUUGGAUAAUUGUCAUUCGACGCCGAUUGAGGUGGGGAAAGCGGUGAUCGAUGCGGGGAGGAGGGUGAAUCCGAAUUUGUAUGUGAUGGCGGAGCUGUUUACGGGGAGUCAGGAGAUGGAUUUGAAGUUUGUGAGAGAGUUGGGGAUUAAUAGUCUGGUGAGGGAGGCGUAUAACGGGGAUAGCGUCAAGAACUUUGCCGAUCUCCUUUGGAGGUUUGGCCUCGGCAAGCCGGUGGGUUCUAUGGACGUCGCAUGCCUCACCUCUUCUGGCGAGAUCAACCCGUCCCUUCCCUCCAGCUCUUCCACCACCCCCCGCGCUGCUCUAGUCACCCCUCUCCAGGGCUCCGCCCCCCACGCAGUCUUCUACGACCUCACGCACGACAACCAAUCCCCCGCCGACAAACGUACCGCCGCCGACGCCCUCUCCACCGGCGCGCUCGUCACUUUCUGCGCCUCCGCUCUCGGGUCCAACAAGGGCUUUGACGACCUCUAUCCCAAACUCCUCGACUUGGUCACGGAUAACCGCAAGUACGAAGUUGUCAGCAAGGAGCAAGAGAGGGAAGCUGGUAUCGGCGGGGUGAAGCGGGUGUUGAAUGCGCUGCAUGUGGAGAUGAUGGAAGGUGGAUUUACGGAGGGACACGUCCAUGAAGAAGGACAGUACCUCAUGAUCCACCGCGUCCACCCCAUCACGCACAAGGGAUACAUGCUCGUUGCGCACACUGCGUACAAGGGCUUUGAGGGGCGUGGUUGGGUCAAGCCGAUCCGUCUUGGUCGGACUUCGAUAUCGUACCUCUUUGGUGCUGGGAUCGAGACAAGUAUUGACCAGUGGUCCGACGACCCUUCCACGCAUAGAGGUAUACCCUCCAAGCUUGUGGAUAUUGCCGAGCCCGAGAUCAAGCAUGGGGAAGAGAAUGGCGAGGCGUAUCAGGAAGUCGUCGUGCCGGAAAACUUUGCGCCGGGAAGCAUUUUGGUAUUUGGCACCCAGAUGAGCGAGAUUUCGGCAGACUUGGACGCGUUCUGUAAGGAAGGGGCGGGGGAGGCUAUGAAGGGAUUGGACUUGGUUGAUUUGAAUGUGGUUUUGCACCGAGCAGACGGAGAAGAGAAGGAUGCCACUGGCGGCGACGGUGUAUACACUAUUCCCGAUUACGGCGCUCUCACGUUCUGCGGCCUCGAAGGCUGGAUGCACCCUCUGCGCACCAUCACCAAGACCAACGACCUCGGCCACCCUCUCUGCCAGCAUCUUCGCGAAGGCACUUGGGCUUUCGACUAUGUCGUUAACCGACUCCAAAACCAGACCGACGACCUCCCCCACCUCUCUGCACCCGCAGCGUGGUUUGCCUCUCGCUUUCAUCAGAUCAAGGCCACCGCCCCUUCCUUUAUGCGCCCGAAAUACUUUUCCCUCGUCAUUCUCGAAGCGUACAAGGCCGCUCGAAAGGCCGUCAUUGAACAGUCAUCCGAGUUUGUGGCUUCGGGGCAUUCGUUGACGCAUGAUUUGGCGAUGGUGUCGGUGCAAAUGUAUGGGCUUGUCAAGAGCGCGAGUAUAGAGCCUGGAAGGGCGGUGCCGAGUUUGGCCGCUGGAUUGCCUCACUUUACUGCUGGUUGGGCUAGAUGCUGGGGUCGAGAUGUCUUUAUCUCGCUCCGAGGCUUGUUCCUUACGACUGGCAACUUUGAAGCCGCCAAGGCGCACAUCAAGUCUUUCGGAAGCACCCUCAAGCACGGUCUCAUCCCCAACCUCCUCGACUCUACCCGUAACCCCCGAUACAACUGCCGAGACGGUCCUUGGUGGUUUAUCCAAAACAUCCAAGACUAUACCGACCUCGCGCCGAACGGUCUUUCCAUUUUGGAGGAAAAGGUCAAGAGGCGGUUCCCCGCGGACGAUACGUGGGUGGCAUGGGACAGCCCGAGGGCGUACGAAUGGGAGAGCACUGUGGCCGAGUUGGUACAGGAGAUUUUGCAGAGGCAUGCCGAAGGGAUCGAGUUCCGAGAGUACAACGCCGGUCCCAACCUCGAUAUGGACAUGGAUGACCGAGGCUUUGACCAGAAGAUUUGGGUCGACUGGAGCAACGGUUUCAUCUUUGGCGGUAACCGAUACAACUGUGGUACUUGGAUGGACAAGAAUGGUUCUUCCGCCAAAGCUGGCAACAAGGGGCUCCCGGCUACUCCUCGAGACGGUUCUCCGAUCGAGAUCACGGGUCUGUUGAAGAGUACUUUGAAUUGGGUUGGCAAGCUCAGCGAGGAGGGCAAGUGGCCGGCCAAGGGUGUCAAUGCGACUGUCAAGGGCGAGAGGCGACUUGUCACCUACAAGGAAUGGGCCGACCUUCUCCAAGCCAACUUCGAAAAGCACUAUUACGUUCCCAGCGACGCUUCCGAGGACGACAAGUAUGUCAUCAACAAGAGCCUCGUCAACCGCCGAGGUAUCUACAAGGACGUCUAUGGCACCCCUGGUGAUAGGGAAUGGAGUGAUUACCAAUUCCGAAGCAACUUUACCCUUCCAAUGGUCGUCGCACCCGAGCUCUUCACUCCCUCCAAGGCUCUCGACGCUCUUCGCGUUGCCGAUGCUGUUCUCCGCGGCCCCUUGGGUAUGAAGACUCUCGACCCCGCCGACCAGCAAUACCGAGGCUACUAUGACAAUUCAAACGACUCGGACGACAAGGCUAUCGCCAAGGGCUGGAACGUGGGUCUUUUUCUAUACCCUUUUAUUAUCAGUAGCUGAUGUGCUAUGCUAUAGUACCACCAAGGGCCCGAAUGGGGUUUCCCUCUCGGUUGGUUCCUCAUGGCUUACCUCGAGUUUGACCAGCGCGCCGGGGAAGGCAAGGAGGAUUCUACCAAGACCCUUCAUUACAUCUCGAGCAUCCUGAGAAAGUUGUCGCACCAUAUUGAAAAUGACCCUUGGAGAGGUCUGCCCGAGCUUACCAACCAAGACGGUCAAUACUGCUAUGACUCUUGCAACACUCAAGCCUGGAGUGCGAGUACCAUCCUCGAUGUCUUGCAGCUAAUGCACAAGGUGGGGAAGAAGGAUUAAGGUAUGGAAGAAAAAAGAAGGUUUCGACUUGUAUCUUCACCAUGGACUUGUUAAGUUAUACAGAACGUAAAAAUCUUUGUCGUAUAGAUAUUCAUCAAGAGAUCUGUUGCAUUUGCUUGUGUCUAUGGUUGAAAGGCGUGUAAGCUUGCAUUGUCCGUUUGGUAUCCCCUCAUCCCGACAGUAACAUCUGCUGCACUGACACGAAGGCCGCUGUCCAUCUCUCGUCAAGCGCUAUCGAUGACGAGCGUCGUCACCCGUCAGUAUGCCGAUGAUCCAUAAAUCCGAC